ACUGGAGAGAGUAGUACUGACUGAGUAGUUUGUGCAGCAGAUUGCGCCUUUUCCGCAAAUGAGCAUUUGAGCGAUCGGGCAAAUCCGCGGUCUGUACAGGUGCAUUUUAAUCCGAAUCUUGGGCUAGUCUUAGUGCAUUGAGUGACCGACUGAAUGGGAUGGUUUUAGUGACGUUGCACGGCUUGGUACAUGCCUAUUGGCGAAGUGCGCUGGAGAUAUAGCUGCAUUAUCAGUCGAAACGGAUACAGCAGGAUCUGAUCGCUGUUUUAACACAGGGACAACAUCUGUGGGUACCUUUGCAACUCUUAUGGACAGCUGUUUUGUUCAUUGAAGGUGCGCAUUGUUCUAAAUACUCUAAAAACUCUAGUGUGCGGGCGCAUUCAUGGCAUUCAUGGCCAGCGCGCUUCUUGUCAUCUACUGAGUUUUAUUCCGUGCAUCUAUACACCUAUACACCAGGUACGAUGGCUGAAUCGACACCCAACGAGCCCUUGUCCGGUCUGGACGUGGCUAUCGACCCUGACUUUGAACCCCAAAAGCGACCCAGAUCAUGCACUUGGCCCCUGCCCGAGUCCAGCUCGGUGAAACCUGGAGCCACAGAGCCGGACAUCAUCCCUGAAGAAGAGGAUGAUGAAGAGGACAGCGCGAUGGCCGUGCAGGACGCCAUGAGAUCCACUGAUCAUGGUGAUGGACUCAACUCUGGAGGAGAUCAGGAUCUCACCGGGUCACCAGGAGCUUCCCAAAGCCAGAUCGAGAACAAAACGCUCUCCACGGAGGUGAACGGACAGGGCGCGCAACAGCAAACACCGCGCAAGUCCUCAUCGCGCAGGAACGCAUGGGGGAACCUGUCAUACGCAGAUCUCAUAACGAAAGCCAUCGAAAGCACCCCGGACAAGAGACUCACAUUGUCUCAGAUCUACGACUGGAUGGUCAGAAGUGUGCCCUACUUCAAGGACAAAGGGGACAGCAACAGCUCUGCUGGAUGGAAGAAUUCCAUCCGGCACAACCUGUCACUGCACAGCCGUUUUGUCCGCGUCCAGAACGAGGGGACUGGAAAGAGCUCCUGGUGGAUGAUAAAUCCUGAAGGCGGCCGAGGAGGCAAGGCACCCCGCCGUCGUGCCGUCUCUAUGGACAACGGCAACAAGUACACCAAGGGUGCACGAGGACGCGCGGCUAAGAAAAAGGCGGCGUUACAGGCCGCCCAGGAAGGAUCUCUAGAGAACGUGUCAACUGGGGGUCUGUCCAAGUGGCCGGGAAGUCCAACAUCACGCAGCAGUGACGAUCUGGAUUCCGGCUGGACUAACUUUCGUUCACGAACAAGCUCCGACGCCAGCACGAUAAGUGGCCGACUGUCACCCAUCCUGGCCAAUCCAGAGCUGGAUGAGGUUCCGGAUGACGAGCUGGGCCCACCCCUUUCUCCAAUGCUGUACUCCAGCUCCAGCAGCCUUUCUCCUCCAUCUUCAUCCUCUUCAAACUCUAAACAAUGCCCGGCUGAGCUUCCACGACUAGGCACUAUGAACCUCAACGAUGGGCUUACCAUUAUGGGUGACCUGUUGGACAACGUAACUCUUGCGAAGUCCCCACAAGCAGGUCAAGGCAGCUCCACUUUCACUUUUGGAAGCACCACUUCCUCUCCAGGAUCUUCUUCCACAUCCAAUGGAAGCAGUACCAGUGGAGGGUUCAAUAAUUCCCUAUUCGGCCCAUCCACAGGUGCGUUACGUCAGUCGCCCAUGCAGACCAUUCAGGAAAACAAGCAGACGUCUUUUUCAAGCAUCUCUUGCUUUGGGAACACUCUUCAAGAGCUUCUGAAUUCAGACUCACUUGGAUCCCACAGCCACAGUGACGUCAUGAUGACUCAGUCCGACCCACUCAUCUCGCAGACCAGUGCGGCCGUCGCCUCUCAGAGUUCUCGUCUGCGCAACGGCCUCAUGCACCCCAAAGACCCCAUGAUGUCGUCAUUCGGUUUCAAAGGUCAGAACGGUCUUCUUCAGAACAAUCGACAUCAGGGAUCCAACGCCAAGGGCUCGCUUCACCCGCUUCCCAAAAAUGGACACCCAGGCCUGGCCAACGAUAUCAAUAACGUAGUGUCGGCCAAACAGCAUCUCCAGCAGCAGUCGUCCACGUUGUUGACCGAGACCUCUCUUUACUCCGGGUUGAACGGGGGCAACGGAAUAGGGACGGACCGCUUUCCUUCAGACUUGGACUUGGACAUGUUCACCGAGAGUCUUGACUGUGACGUGGAUUCCAUAAUCCGCUCAGACCUAAUGAGCGCCGAUGUGCUGGACUUUAACUUUGAUGCCUUGGUGCAAAAUAGCGUCAACCUGAACCCUGUUGGUAACUUCAAUGGGACAGGACCGGCCAGUCAGAGCUGGGUGCCAGGCUGAGAGCCACCGCGAAGGCCCAGAUCUACAGUGCAAAAAAAGAAGAAAAAACAAACAAAACAAAACCCAUGAACAAAUCUCCAUCCAUCACAGACUCGUAUCGUCCAUUGCCAAGCCUGUUGCCAGCGCCAAUCACUGGAACAUAUGCCUGUUUACAGACUACAGCUGGGAAAUUGUACUGUCGUCCCAGUAAACACACAAUUAUCCCAACCAGCUUCCAGAUCCCUGCAGACAAACAAGAAAUGUCCAGAUAUGACACGUUUCACUGUUACACCAAGCUAAAAACGAACUAUUAAGAUACUUUUAAGAUGAAAAUAAUCAAGCUGUUUAAAGUUUAAACUAAGAAGCCAAUAAACAAAUUGGGGAAAUCUGAACAAAAGUCAUAUUAUUAAUCUUUAUACCAUGUACGAUCCGUGUACCUUUGGUCAUUCGCUUUUCACUUCAAAUCCCAAAGUUGAAAAACAAGAAAACGGGUCGUUUUUUGUUUUUCGUUUCAAAAACCAACAUUGAAACAUGGGAAAACAGGGUGUUAUUCAUUUUAAGAUAAAAAAAAUUUAAUAACAAACAAGCAGAAAUUGAAAAACGGCUCGUAUUUUAAUUUCCCGAAAUCAACAAUUUCUAUCAGUUCAACUGGAAAUAAACUCACAAGCGUGUGCACAUGCUAACAUGCGUGUAUUUCAUAUAUAGAAAGUGUAAAUCAAGCACAAGUGUUGAAAAAGUAAAACAACGUAACGGCGCGCCCCCUGUUGUUCUGACUUCUGUGUUUGUAUAUUUGAUGUGCAUAUACAUGUAUUUGCUCUAUCUGCAAAAAAAAAAAAGUAAAAGAGAAAGCGAUUUCCAAACUGGACGUUGUACACCGCCGUGGUCAUGUUAGUUUUAAACUGGAUGAUCGCCUGACGUCCGAGACAUCAUUUAUUUAUUGAUCUUUUAUCAUACAAAAUAAUAAUUUAUUUAUACAAAAAUUUAUAAAAUUGCAUGAACUAACUCUGCAGUAAACAAGGAGCAACAACAAUCAAAUAUAUUUCAAAAAGGUAUUUGGUUAAUUUUUAGUCAAAGCUGUUUCUUAAAAGUGCAUGAAGAAGAACGCUGAACGGGAAGCGGUGUAACGUUAUUAUUACUUUUUGCUAUUAUUUUGUCUUCUCAACACUUGUGCUUGAUUUACACUUUCUAUAUGAUGCAAAUAUACACGUUAGCGCGUGCACACGCUUGUGUGUUUAUUUCCAGUU
Messenger RNA from Trichomycterus rosablanca, 3604 nucleotides. It is a transcript of the gene foxo3b, whose product is annotated as forkhead box O3b. The record is from RefSeq and is a predicted model, not a curated record. The transcript has 3 exons. Lineage: Eukaryota; Metazoa; Chordata; Actinopteri; Siluriformes; Trichomycteridae. Gene Ontology annotation, biological process: regulation of transcription by RNA polymerase II. Gene Ontology annotation, cellular component: mitochondrial matrix; nucleus. Gene Ontology annotation, molecular function: DNA-binding transcription factor activity, RNA polymerase II-specific; RNA polymerase II cis-regulatory region sequence-specific DNA binding. Bases 462 to 2381 code for a protein of 639 amino acids.